Messenger RNA from Drechmeria coniospora, 1662 nucleotides. Its product is annotated as FAD binding domain-containing protein. NCBI's taxonomy places the organism in Eukaryota, Fungi, Ascomycota, Sordariomycetes, Hypocreales, Ophiocordycipitaceae. The record is from RefSeq and is a predicted model, not a curated record. Bases 1 to 1662 code for a protein of 553 amino acids. Gene Ontology annotation, molecular function: Delta24(24-1) sterol reductase activity; FAD binding. Gene Ontology annotation, biological process: steroid metabolic process. Gene Ontology annotation, cellular component: membrane; cytoplasm. The transcript has a single exon.
AUGCUUGCCGCACCCCACCGAGCCGUGCCGCUGCCAAAACUCCAUAGGCGAAAUUCGACCCUCGCAUCGAGCCAUCACCACGAGCCUCACCACCGACGGUUCCCUCUCCUGCCCGGCAUGGAACGCCACAAGCAGGCCGUCGGCAGGAUCGCCGCCGCCGUCCGAGGCUUCUUCGACCGCAAGGAGCCGUACCGCAUCUUUCACGGAUCCACCAACAGCACGAGGCCGCGGCCAGGUGCCGGCGUCGUCGACAUCAGCGCCCUCGGCCACGUCGUCAGCGUCGACCGCGUCGCCCGCACCGCCCUCGUCGAGCCCAAUGUGCCCAUGGAUCGGCUCGUGGAGCGGACUCUGCGCGACGGCCUCGUGCCCCCCGUCGUCAUGGAGUUCCCGGGCAUCACCGCCGGUGGCGGUUUCGCCGGUACCGCCGGCGAGAGUUCCUCCUUCCGGCACGGCUUCUUCGACCAGACGGUCAACUACGUCGAGAUGGUGCUGGGAAACGGAGACGUCGUCCGGGCCUCGGCCGAGGAGAGACCCGACCUGUUUCGCGCCGCCGCCGGCGCCGUCGGCACGCUCGGCAUCACCACCCUCAUGGAGCUGCGGCUCGUCGAGGCGAAGAAGUGGGUGCGCACGACGUACCACCGGACGAGCAGCGUCGCCGAGGCCAUCGCCAAGGUACGGGCCGAGACGCGGAACCCGGCCAACGACUACGUCGACGGCAUUCUCUUCUCCAAAGACCACGGCGUCGUCGUCACCGGCCAGAUGACCGACGACAAGCCCGCCGACCGCACGGCUCAGAUCUUCAGCCGCGCCCGGGACCCGUGGUUCUACCUACACGUCCAGGAGCGGACGCGCAACCUGCGUGCGACGUCCGAGUCCUCGACUGAGCAGCCGUACACGACGACCGACUACCUCCCUCUCGCCGAGUACCUCUUCCGCUACGACCGCGCCGGCUUCUGGGUCGGCGCCGAGGGUUGGACCUACUUCAAGUACGUGCCCUUCAACCGCUUCUUCCGCUGGCUCCUCGACGACUUCAUGCACACCCGCAUGCUGUACCGUGCCCUCCACGCCAGCGGCGAGUCUGCGCGCUUCGUCGUCCAGGAUCUCGCCCUUCCCUACGACAAGGCCGAGCAGUUUGUCGACUACGCCGUCGACAACUUUUCCAUCUGGCCGCUCUGGCUCUGCCCGCUGAAGCAGACGGCGCCGCCAACCUUUCACCCGUACGCCGCCACGCCCGGCUCGCUCGAAUCGCCGAGGCGGGAGGAGGCGCAAGAGUCGCUCAACAUCGGCCUCUGGGGCUGGGGUCCCUCCAACCACGAGCUCUUCAUCGAAAAGAACCGGGCGCUCGAGGAUAAGCUCAUGGAGCUCGGCGGCCGCAAGUGGCUCUACGCCCACACCUACUACCCGGAGAAGGACUUUUGGCGCGUCUACGACAACAAGACUUGGUACGACGCCCUCCGGCAAAAGUACCACGCCGACACUCUCCCGUCCGUCUACGACAAGGUCCGCAUCGAUGUCGAGGCCGCUCGUCGCGAUCGCCAGCGCUGGAAACUGUCGGCAAAGAGCAUCUGGCCGCUCGGCGGCCUCUACGGCAUCUGGAAGAGCAUACUCAGCAGGGAUUAUCUCCUUCACCGGCACGCGGCGUGGAAGUACAAGGGGCAAUGA